This is a messenger RNA of Musa acuminata subsp. malaccensis (wild Malaysian banana), 1781 nucleotides long. Its product is annotated as serine/threonine-protein phosphatase PP1 isozyme 3. The record is from RefSeq and is a predicted model, not a curated record. Gene Ontology annotation, molecular function: protein serine/threonine phosphatase activity. Gene Ontology annotation, cellular component: nucleus; cytoplasm. Lineage: Eukaryota; Viridiplantae; Streptophyta; Magnoliopsida; Zingiberales; Musaceae.
CCACCACCACCGCCACUGUCUUCCGUCCGCUCCGUUGGCAGCAUUGAGAGAGGAGAUGAAUAAGACAGCGAGAGAACGGAGCCAGCGGUGGGGAAUCCCCUUUCCGUCUCAGUCCAGAUCGGUAGGAAAAGUGGGAUAUUAAGAGAUCGAUCCAUCCAACGGGCGAUUAAGGGAGAGAAAAAUGCUCAAAAAGCUGUUGGUUUUAACAAGAAAAGCGAGGGCGGGGGAGAGGCGGUUUCUCCCCAUUUGGAACAUGGAAUGUUGUGCUCUUUAGCCGCCUGGUUGGUUUAGGACGGGGAAAGGUCGGAUCUUUUUUGCAUUGUAGUUUGGUAUUUUGAGGUGUUCCUUUCUCUUCUAUUUGGGGUUCUUCCGGGGGGUGGAGUUGGGAGUUUUCUUUGUGCUUGGAGGAUGGAUCCCGCAUCGUUGGAUGAUAUCAUCCAUCGGCUGGUGGAAGCGAAGGGGAGUCGAGCGGGGAAGCAGGUGCGGCUGUUGGAGGCGGAGAUCCGGCAGCUUUGCGUCGUUUCCAAGGACAUUUUCAUGCAGCAGCCCAAUCUGCUCGAGCUGGAGGCGCCCAUCAAGAUUUGCGGUGAUAUUCAUGGCCAGUACUCUGAUCUCUUGAGGCUUUUUGAGUAUGGUGGAUUUCCACCUGUAGCCAAUUACCUAUUCUUAGGGGAUUAUGUGGACAGGGGGAAACAGAGCCUAGAGACUAUAUGCCUUCUGUUAGCCUACAAGAUCAAGUACCCAGAAAACUUCUUUCUUCUGAGGGGGAAUCAUGAGAGUGCAUCGAUUAACCGUAUAUAUGGGUUUUAUGAUGAAUGUAAACGAAGAUUUAAUGUUAGACUUUGGAAGGUCUUCACAGAUUGUUUUAACUGUCUUCCUGUAGCAGCUCUUAUUGAUGAAAAGAUCCUUUGCAUGCAUGGUGGCCUUUCUCCUGACUUACAUAAUCUAGAUCAAAUUCGAAAUUUAGCACUUCCUACUGAUGUGCCAGAUAAUGGAUUGCUUUGCGAUCUUUUGUGGUCAGACCCUAGUAAGGAGAUUCAAGGUUGGGGAAUGAAUGAUAGGGGAGUUUCAUAUACUUUUGGGCCUGAUAGAGUCAAUGAGUUUCUUCAGAAACAUGAUUUAGAUCUUAUCUGCCGUGCUCAUCAGGUGGUGGAGGAUGGGUAUGAGUUCUUUGCUGAUAGGCAACUUGUAACAAUCUUCUCGGCACCAAAUUACUGUGGUGAAUUUGACAAUGCUGGUGCCAUGAUGAGUGUUGAUGAAACCUUGAUGUGUUCAUUCCAAAUUUUGAAACCUGCAGAAAAGAAAAGUAAAUUCAUUUUUGGUAACACAGCAGCAGCAAAAACAGGAACACCUCCCCCAGGAGUCAAGUCUUCUCUUGGCGCAAGAUGAUGAUCACCAUAGACAUACCUUGGCAGAGGACCCACAGCAUGCAAAUAAAAAUCUGAUCCUCAACAAAAAUAUUCUGAUCAGCAGAUGCUAUAGCUAACCAAAGAGUCCUCGCAGUGAGAUUUUCUUCUUGUGGCACAUGCAGUGAUGCAUUUGUCCAAUAGCCAUAAAUGAUCAGCAUUCAUGUGUUCAUCUUCACGAACCUUGUGACACUGUUGUGAAGUUGCUUCACCUACGUAAAUGAUGAAGUUUCUUGCUACCAAAAAAUAUCACUCUACUUCUUAACACUUUGCAUGCUCUUUGUACUCCAAAUAUGUUGCUAUGAUAGGUGAAAAGAUGCUGAUAAACCCUCAAUAUAUUUCACAUUUCUAGUGCUAGUGGAUGAUUUAUGUCUU